Paramecium octaurelia is the source of this 1972-nucleotide messenger RNA. NCBI's taxonomy places the organism in Eukaryota, Ciliophora, Oligohymenophorea, Peniculida, Parameciidae. The record is from the annotation of a GenBank genome assembly.
AUGAGCAAAUAUAUUUAUACAUUUGGUGAUGGCAAAGCAGAAGGCAGCGCAGCUUUGAAGAAUCUUUUGGGAGGCAAAGGAUCUGGAUUAGCAGAAAUGAAUUUGAUUGGCAUUCCUGUACCACCAGGAUUCACAAUUACAACAGAUGCUUGCAAUUUGUACACUAAGAACGGUGCUGAAUCCACUUUCGCUCUCAUCAAGGCUGAUGUUGAGAAAGCACUUCAUUAAGUAGAAGAAUUGACUAAGAUGGAAUUUGGCUCAGCUGAAAACCCCUUACUUGUUUCCGUCAGAUCCGGAGCCAGAGUUUCAAUGCCUGGUAUGAUGGACACAAUUCUUAAUCUUGGAUUAAAUGAUGUCUCAGUAGAGGGAUUGAGCAAGAGAACUAACAACCCAAGAUUUGCAUGGGAUUCAUACAGAAGAUUCAUUCAAAUGUUCAGUGACAUUGUCUUGGACAUGAAGCCAACCACCAAGGAAGACAUCGAUCCAUUUGAAGAAAUCAUCGAAAGUGUCAAACAUGCUAAGGGAGUCAAAUAAGAUACCGAACUUGAUGUUGACGAUCUUAAGACUCUCGUUGCCAAGUACAAGGUUGCUGUCAAAGCCAAAACAGGAAAAGAUUUCCCAUAAGAGCCAGAAUAAUAAUUAUGGAAAGCUAUUUAAGCUGUGUUUGAUAGUUGGAACAAUGAUAGAGCCAAAUACUACAGAAUUCUUAACAAGAUCCCUGAAGAUUGGGGAACUGCAGUCAAUGUCUAAGCUAUGGUUUUCGGUAACAUGGGAAAUACAUCAGCUACAGGAGUUGGAUUCACUAGAGAUGCAUCAACUGGAGAAAAUAUUUUCAAUGGAGAGUAUUUGAUCAAUGCCUAAGGAGAAGAUGUCGUUGCAGGUAUCAGAACACCAUAAUAAAUCACUUUGAUUGGAUCAAAGAGAUGGGCUGAAUCAUAAGGAGUCCCUGAAGAUGUCAGAAAAAAUCAAUUCCCAUCAUUGGAAGAAUCAUUACCAGAAACAUACUAAGAAUUGAAGAAUGUCUAAGAAAAAUUAGAAUAACACUUCAAAGAUAUGUAAGAUAUUGAAUUCACAAUUCAAAAUGGAAAAUUAUGGUUAUUAUAAUGCAGAAGUGGUAAAAGAACUGGUGCUGCCAUGGUUUAAAUUGCUUGUGAUUUAUUAAGAGAAGGAAAGAUUGAUGAAAAGACAGCUCUUAAGAGAAUUGAACCAAAUAAAUUAGAUGAAUUAUUACAUCCAAUUUUCACACCAGAAGCUUUGAAGACAGCCAAAUUUGUUGCCAAGGGAUUACCAGCAUCUCCAGGUGCAGCUUCAGGAUAAAUUGUUUUCUUUGCUGAUGAAGCCAAGAAAUUUGCUCAAAGUAUUUUAGUAAGAAUUGAAACAUCUCCAGAAGAUUUGGAAGGUAUGAACAUUGCCAGAGGUAUUUUGACAGCCAGAGGAGGUAUGACAUCACAUGCUGCUGUCGUUGCAAGAGGUAUGGGUAAAUGCUGUGUUUGUGGUGCUGGAUCUUUGAAUAUCAAUUACAAAUAAAGAACACUUGAAGUUAACGGAAAGGUUUAUGCUGAAGGUGAUUGGAUUUCAUUGAAUGGAUCAACAGGAGAUGUCUUUGAAGGAAAAUUAUAAACAUAAGAAGCAUAACUCAGUGGAGAUUUCGGUUUGAUUAUGGAUUGGGCUGAGAAAUACACUAGAAUGUAUGUUAGAACUAAUGCAGACACACCAAAGGAUGCUUAAAUUGCUAGAAAAUUCGGUGCCAAGGGUAUUGGAUUGACAAGAACUGAACAUAUGUUCUUUGAAGGAGAAAGAAUCAAAGCUAUGAGAGAAAUGAUUUUAGCAUCAGAUUUGACUGGUAGAUAAGCUGCAUUGGCUAAAUUAUUACCAUNACAAGUACAAGGUUGCUGUCAAAGCCAAAACAGGAAAAGAUUUCCCAUAAGAGCCAGAAUAAUAAUUAUGGAAAGCUAUUUAAGCUGUGUUUGAU